This is a messenger RNA of Penicillium antarcticum, 366 nucleotides long. RefSeq lists its product as uncharacterized. Bases 1 to 366 code for a protein of 121 amino acids. The record is from RefSeq and is a predicted model, not a curated record. NCBI's taxonomy places the organism in Eukaryota, Fungi, Ascomycota, Eurotiomycetes, Eurotiales, Aspergillaceae. The transcript has a single exon.
AUGGGAGUAAUGCGAGUCGCAUCCCUGUUUCGAAGUAUUGUCCUGAUUGGAACAGGGUCUGGUAUUGGGCCACUGCUCGGACACAUACCCCCAAGUCGGAUUAGGUUGAUCUGGUCGACACCAAACCCCCUCAAGUCUUUCGGCCAGAGUAUCAUGGACUCAGUUUACAAGGCUGAUCCAGAGGCUGUUAUUUGGAACACAAGAGAAAAUGGUCGCCCUAAUUUGGUUGAUAUUGCUUCUCGUGCAAUGCAGGAGAUUGACGCUGAGGCUCUGGUUAUUAUUUCGAACGAGACUGUCACACGAUUAGUUGUGGGAGCAAUGGAGAGAAAGGGUGUUCCUGCUUUUGGGGCUAUUUGGGAUAGUUAG